This is a messenger RNA of Raphanus sativus (radish), 2233 nucleotides long. Its product is annotated as probable fucosyltransferase 8. The transcript is spliced from 2 exons. Gene Ontology annotation, cellular component: membrane; Golgi apparatus. The record is from RefSeq and is a predicted model, not a curated record. Lineage: Eukaryota; Viridiplantae; Streptophyta; Magnoliopsida; Brassicales; Brassicaceae. The coding region runs from base 64 to 1584 and encodes 506 amino acids. Gene Ontology annotation, biological process: cell wall biogenesis; xyloglucan biosynthetic process. Gene Ontology annotation, molecular function: galactoside 2-alpha-L-fucosyltransferase activity.
CUUAUAAUAACUGCAACUACUUCAAAAAUUUCUAGGAAAGUUUUCUGAGCUCUGGGUUUUAAGAUGAAGCUAAGGACAUUAUUUAUCACUUGCUUACUACUUUGGUUACUGAUGUUACUAUCAUUAUUCAUCAUCUUCAACCACCAGCUUCUUGAUGCUAUGACCAUCAACGGUCCAAGGGAUUCAGGGAAACCAAGGGAGGAUAAACUCUUAGGAGGGCUGCUUACUGAAGAGUUUGAUGAAGGUUCUUGCUUGAGUAGGUACCAGUCUUCAUUGUACCGCAAGCCAUCACCUUACGAGCCUUCUCACUAUCUUGUCUCCAAGCUUAGAAGCUAUGAGAUGCUUCACAAGCGUUGCGGUCCAGGCACAGAAGCCUACAAGAGAGCAACAGAGCAGCUUGGUCAUGACAGUAGAUCCGCUGGUGAAUGCAGAUACAUUGUGUGGGUUGCUGCUUACGGGCUUGGAAACAGAAUACUAUCUCUAGUUUCUGCAUUCCUCUAUGCUCUCUUGACAGAGAGAGUCCUUCUCGUUGACCAACGCACAGACAUAACACAUCUCUUCUGUGAGCCUUUCCCUGGUACUUCCUGGUUACUCCCUCUUGAUUCUCCUUUGAUGGGUCGGUUAGAUAGUUCACGCUGUUACGGAACAAUGCUGAAGACUCAUGCCAUUAACUCGACUAUAAGAACCACCCCGUCCUACCUCAGUCUAUAUCUUAUGCAUGACUAUGAGGAUCAUGAUAAGAUGUUCUUCUGUGAAAGAGAUCAGAAUCUCAUCAGACAAGUCUCUUGGCUGGUCUUCAACUCAAACAUGUACUCUGUCCCAUCUCUCUGGUUGAUCCCUAGCUUCCAAACCGAACUCAUCAAGCUGUUCCCACGGACAGAUACAGUCUUCCACCAUUUAGGUCGCUAUCUUCUCCACCCUACAAACCAAGUAUGGGGUUUGAUCACUAGGUUCUACAACGCCUACUUAUCAAGAGCAGACGAGACACUCGGAGUUCAAGUACGAGUACUAACCAACCCCGCCGGAUACUUGGAGCAUGUCAUGAACCAGAUCCUAGAAUGCACCAAGCGAGAGAAACUAUUACCUGAAGUGGCUGCCACUAAUAAAACAUCAACAAGCCCGAAGCUCAAAGCUGUUCUUGUCACAUCACUUUACCCAGAGUACUCGGAGAAGCUAAGGAACAUGUACUGGGAAAGCCCGAGUUCGACAGGAGAGAUGGUACAAGUUCACCAACCAAGCCAAGAAAUGUAUCAGCAGACAGACGAGAAGCUACACGACCAAAAGGCGUUCGCUGAGAUGUACCUGUUAAGCCUAACUGAUAAACUUGUCACAAGCGGCAUAUCUACGUUCGGAUACGUUGCUCAAGGUCUCGGAGGAUCAAAAGCAUGGAUACUCUACAGGCCAACGAACCACUCAACUCCCGACCCACCAUGCGUUAAAGCCGUGUCGAUGGAGCCGUGUUUCCAUAGACCUCCUCCGCUCUAUGGUUGUCAAGCUGAGCCAGUGAAUAGCACCGGUUUUGUUACGCGUUGUGAGGAGUGGAUCACGGGGAUUAAGCUAGUUGAUUCAGAAUAUGUGUUUUGAUUGUAAGCUCUCGUUUUAUUAUACGUUCAUCAGUGUAGCUUGAAAUCUAAAAAUUAUCCACUAAAGAUUGUUAGCCGUCAUUGUGAGGUUUGUCUUCGAGAGAAGCUGAAACAGAGUAAUUCAUUUUCAUGAUCUAGCUUAUAUGAACCAAAUAUUAUCGUGUACUACUCAAGUAGUUUCACAAGAAGAAUCCAAAUUCAAUAUUAUCAGAGAGUCAGAAACUUAAGGCUGUUCUUGUGACAACCCGUCCUGCGGAACCAUCUGCCUGUAGAUCCAAAUUCACAGCGCUGCAUCGCACCGACCCCAACCCCUCCAUUAUGAGUUAUCACUAACUUCAUAAUUAGGCUAUUGGUGAGGUUCGAACCCCGACCUUACCCUUUAACAACUCUCCCACAGGACAAGCUGUCACCAGAACAUUCAUCACUUGCUUUGUAGUCUGCUCCAUGCUUCUACUUGCAUAUUCUAACAUCUUCAAUCACCAUCCAUCGGAUCUUGUUGACAAAAGGAACGAUAUAAAGGAUCUCUUCUGCGAGCCUUUUCCAGAUACUUCCUGGUUACUCCCUCUUGAGUUUCCAUUGAAAAAUCAGAUAGAUAGGUUUAACUGGCGCUCACCACAUUCUCACGGUAACAUGUUGAAGCAUCAUGUGAU